AUGUCGAGUAUCGGGUUCAUUCUCGUAUUGUUCAAGCAUGAUGUCAUCAUAUAUGAUGAUGACAUCAUAUUGGUGACAUCACACAUUGCAUCAUCUCAUGUCUUCUACAUAUUGAGAAACAGUAAACGACAAAGAUCAUGUCUUCUACAUGUUGUGAUUGGACCAUUAAAAGGUCCAAUGAGAACACGGUUCAACCGACACGGGAAUAAUGGGGAGAAGCAACAACAAAAAGAAAGGAAGUCUGUCUUCGAUAGACUAUUCACGUUACAAGGGCAAGGAGGGAAGCAACCGGAACAAACUGAGAAUAGGGCCAGAGCUGACGGAGCAGGGCAAUAUAAGAAAGUUGUUACUCAAGGUGAUGCUCCAACUAAGGUGAUGGUGGAAAUCCCUCCACUGGUCACAGCUGCACAAAAAGACUGGGAACUCAGGUCACUAAUAGCUGAAGUCAAAGAUAUGGAAACACUAGAUAACUUGUUGCAGAUUCUCUCCGAAGAAUUACGGGUGCAGGUGGAGACUAGAUAUGUGGGUGGUUUGAAAGUUCUCUUAACCUUCGCAUCCCAAUCAGAGGCCGAAGUCUUUCACCUGAAAGAACAAGACUCCUGGUGUCAUUGGUUCUUCAGAUUGUAUCGGUGGGAUGGGUUACCGUCGAAUUUCGAUAGGAUAGCCUGGAUAAAAAUAAUAGGAGUGCCCCCAUGUUUAUGGGACAGACUUGUAAUCAACAAAAUAGGGGAAAGAUUUGGCAGAUUGGUUAGGAAAUCAGAAGUUAACGCCCUCGACAGAAACAUUUCGGUAAAUAAGCUGGCCAUUCUAGUGGACACUGGGGCACGAAUUUCUUCAGAAGUUUCUCUGUUAUGGAAAGGGCAUGAAAUCAGAGCAUGGGUGGAGGAAUGUGAUGAAGGGUGGACGCCGGAAUUCCUUGACUACCAGCCGGAGUUGGAUGUCCCGAUCACUCCUCCGGUAAAAUCAGUGAUCGUGAAUUUGCAUGGAAGGGGUAUUGAAAGGUCGGAUAAUGAAGAGUCAUGCAUGGAAAAGCAGCAGGAACAUUCAUCACAUGUGUCUGACACACCUCAACGCUCGAGGAAAGAGAGUAGCCAGCCGGCUAUGGACCCACACCCUAAUGACUCCUCUCCUGAACCCCAAAACUCUGUUGGGCCUGUUACCCCAAUAUCAGAAGCCCGUUUUCACCCUGAUAGUGGGCUUGGUUAUAUUACAAUUAGGGCCAAGGACAAAAGGAGAUUUAAUAAAGGGGAGUCAAUGGCAGGGCCUUGUUUCAAAACACCAGACCUCAACAUAACAGAAGAUUCAGAUCCGUUUAAUCUGAAUGAGAUAAUUUACCGUACUUCGGUUAGAGCAGGGGAGACAGAAAUGCAGGGUGAUGCUUCGCCUGAGCAGGUAAGUACUAGCAGAACUCGAAGGAUGGAGGCCGGUCAAGAUACUGAUCUACAGUUCGGAACUAUUAACCAGGCUUUUGAAGGAGAAGUCCUUAAUACGCUCAGGAGUCCGGUUGAGUUUGCUUCGGUUGAUGCCGUCGGUCGGUCUGGUGGUUUAGCCUCUUGCUGGGACCCUGGAAUCUUCUCCGUUGACUCAGUUAUUAAGAGUCAGCGGUUCCUUGUGGUCUCUGGCUCUGCAAAAGGCUUGGCUCAAAAAAUUAAUAUUUUGAACACUCAUGCCCCGAACGACCUUCCUGGUCGCAGAUCGCUUUGGGAUUCCAUCGUUGACAUCAAAAUGCAACUAGCUGGAUUCUGGGUCAUCUUAGGUGAUUUUAACGACGUGAGGCAGCCUCAUGAGCGUGUUAAUUCUCGGUAUGAUCCUACUUCAUCCGCUGAGUUUAAUGACUUCAUAAGCAGGGCUGGUUUGCUGGAAUAUAAUAUGUCAGGUGGUAAAUUCACCUACAUAUCUGAUAACUCAGACAUUAAAUUCAGCAAGCUUGAUAGAAUCCUAGUAUGUGACCUUUUCAUGCAACAAUGGCCUUUGGCGGAAUUAAAGGUGUUGGGAAAGGGUGUCACACCCACGCCGUUCAAACUGUAUAAUACUUGGCUGGGUCUUAAGGAUCUUACCGAUAUUGUAAAUGCAAAUUUUGGGCAUCGAAUAAUGUUUGCAAGGGGAGACAAAACCUUGGCAGCUUUGUUAAAAAACAUCAAGAAUGAUAUCAAGAAAUGGAGGGCCAAGGUCCGUAUUCAGGAAGAAAAGGAGAUAGAAGAGUUGCGUAAUGAGGCUGAAAGGUUGGAGAAGCUGGCUGUAACAGGUAAUCUCACUGCGGGAGAAAAACAACUGCGAGUUGAGACCCGACUAAAGAUCAAAAAGGUGGAACUGGCUAGAAUUAGAGACCUCCAUCAAAAGGCCAGAAUUAAAUGGUUAAAAGAGGGGGACGAAAACACGCGGUUUUUUCAUGGGGUCUUAAAUAUCAACCGGGCAACGAGCAGGAUCAACGGCUUAACCAUUGGAGGGGUUUGGGUUACGGACCCAAUCAUAAUUAAAGAGGACAUUCGGAGAUGGUUUCGUAAACAAUUCGCUGAACCAAUGAGAAGGAGACCCGACUUCUCUAAUUUGGGGCUCCCAACUGUCUCCGCAGAUCAAGCUGUGUCCCUUGUAGCUGAUUUCUCUUUGGAUGAAAUACGUUUGGCGAUUAGGAGUUGUGAUGGAAACAAGGCCCCGGGCCCGGAUGGUUUCACUUUGAAUUUUUACAAAAAAUAUUGGGACCUUUUCAAACCUCUACUUCUAAAAGCUAUGGCAGAUUUUCAUUUGUCAGGCGAGUUUAGUGCGGGCUGCAACGCUUCCUUUGUGGCCUUAAUUCCCAAGAUAAGCGACCCUCAAAGCAUGGCUGAUUUUCGACCUAUAUCUCUUGUCGGGUCAGUUUAUAAAAUUAUUGCCAAACUUCUAGCUAAUCGUUUGAAGCCGGUGAUGGACCCGCUGAUUUCUCAAACCCAAUCUGCCUUCGUUGGCAGUAGGAAUAUCCUAGACGGACCUCUUAUAGUAAGCGAAUUGGUGACUUGGGCAAAGAAACGUAAAGUAAAAAUGUUGAUUUUCAAGGUCGAUUUUGAGAAGGCCUAUGACUCCUUAAAUUGGAAAUUUUUGUUCAAAGUUAUGGAGUACAUGGGGUUUCCGGAUAAAUGGGUUAAUUGGAUCAAGGGGUGUCUUCGCUCGGCCAAAGGUUCGGUAUUGGUUAACGGAUCACCAACCGCCGAAUUCAAGUUCAAGAGAGGCCUUAGGCAAGGAGACCCUCUCUCGCCUUUUCUCUUUAUCCUCGCUAUGCAAGUUCUCGACAUGUUCAUGAAAAGGGCAUUAUCUUUGGGUUUGUUCCAUGGUAUCAACCUCCCUAACGGGGGCCCCGUGGUGUCACACCUAUGCUAUGCCGACGAUGUGUUAUUCAUCGGAGAAUGGUCUCCCCACAAUGUGGAAAGCCUCAAGUACUUUUUUAGAUGCUUGUAUCUUGUCACCGGUCUAAAAGUCAAUCAUAAUAAAUGUCGAAUUUAUGGUGUGGGUGUGGACGAAGUGGAAGCGACUCAAAUGGCACGUACGCUAAACUGUGAGGUGGGGAAAUUCCCAUUCACAUACUUGGGGGUCCCUAUUGGGGCAAAUAUGAAACGCACAACACAUUGGCAACCGGUGGUUGAAAAGUUUCAAAAGCGGCUCUCAUCUUGGAAGGCAAGGACUUUGUCUUUUGCGGGACGUGUUACUCUUGCGAAAGCGGUACUUGGGAGCCUCCCUUCCUACUAUUUAUCUAUUUAUAUUGCUCCUAAAGCCGUCAUAAAAAAACUCGAAAGCAUAAGGAGGGCGUUUGUGUGGGGCAGAACGGCUUUGGGUGGCAAAAUAAAUUGGGUUCGGUGGGACAAGAUGACGAAACUUAAAGCUAACGGUGGGCUAGGUAUUGGGGGUAUCCGCGACCUCAAUUUGGCAAUGAUUGCCAAGUGGUGGUGGAGAUUUAAAAAAGAGCCAAAUCAGCUUUGGGCUUCGGUUAUAAUGGCCCUACACGGACAUGGCUCAGACAAAAAACUGAUCCCGAUUAAGAAGACCCUCCCGGGAACUUGGAAGGACAUUGGAGGCGUUGACGAAGCCUUGUUAAGGGCUGAUUUCAACUUGAAAGAUAAAUUAAAGGCCAAGGUGGGAAACGGACAAAAAAUCCGCUUCUGGAAAGACCCUUGGUUAACAAGUGUGCCGUUAAUGGAGGAGUACCCGGAUCUGUAUAUGCUGGCCAAAAACAAGAACAACACAGUGGCAGCAAAUAGGGCCGGUUCGGGUGAUAGCGCUGGGUGGAGCUGGGAUUGGAGAAGAGAACCGCUCAGAGAUAGCGAGUGGGAUCAUAUCGGGGAGUUGAUGUCACGGCUGUCUCAGGUUCACAUAUCAGAUGCAAAUGAUUCGUGGGUGUGGGAUUGUGAAACGGGCAACGAGUUCUCGGUGAAGAAUAUUCGUUUGGAAAUGGAAAAUGCAAGCCAGGUUCAAGACAAUGGGUCAGAAUUUUUUUGGAAUUCUUGGGCUCCUCUAAAGGUUAAUUACCUUAUAUGGAGAGCCAGGAUGGGGAAAGUGGCAACGAAGAAAGAGCUGCACAAGAGAGGUAUCAACAUCCAGGAUUUGGUUUGCUCCAGGUGCGGUUAUGGGAUCGAAACGGCGGACCACUUAUUUGCUGACUGCCUGCUGGCCAGAAGUGUUUGGUGGCAGAUUUGUGUGUGGCUAAAAAUACCUAUUCCGUCAAACGCGACCUCUUUAAGGGAUAUUAUGGACGCAAUUUCACAGAACCCGGGCGCAAAAAGAUGGAAGAAGCUGGUUAAUCUGGUUGCUCAGGCUACGGUCUGGAGGAUAUGGAACACACGUAAUGCAAAAAUUUUCGAGGGGAAGAACACAUCCAUUCAGGCUACUGUUGAAUUAAUAAAGGAGGAUAGCUACACUUGGGCAAUGCAUCGCUCAAAUUUUACAGUUACCUGGGAGAAAUGGCUUAGUUUCGAUGUUAGCUCUAUGUUGUAA
Molecule: messenger RNA, 4959 nt
Organism: Helianthus annuus (common sunflower)
Lineage: Eukaryota; Viridiplantae; Streptophyta; Magnoliopsida; Asterales; Asteraceae
Exons: 4
Coding region: 1-4959 (1652 amino acids)
Source: RefSeq, a predicted model, not a curated record